AUGGCUUCCAUAACCUAUCUCGAUCCUCAUUAUCGCACCAUGUACUAUCACUAUCAACCCAGUGGGACAUUAUCCCACAUCACCCCAGGAGCCUAUUGCCAUAACAACACUACCACAGCCGUAACUACCAUCACCACCGCCGACGCUCAAUUCUACCAUCGCUACAUCGGUGUCUACAGUCCUUCCCCUCCUCCUCCGCCACUUCCGCCACCACCACCACCACAAUCACAGACAGUCUUUCAAAACGUCUGCCAGUGGACGGAGGAGGAAGGUUGCGUUCGGAAGAUUUGCGGUCUGCGAUUUCACACCAUUGGCGAGAUGGUGAACCACUUGACUAUGGAUCACGUGGGGGGACCGGAAAAAAUGGACCACACCUGCUAUUGGCACAACUGUUCACGUCAGGGUCGGGCUUUCAAAGCCAAGUACAAAUUGGUUAAUCAUAUUCGUGUGCAUACGGGUGAAAAACCCUUCGGCUGUCCCUUCCCAGGAUGUUACAAGGUGUUCGCCAGAGCAGAAAACUUGAAGAUUCAUAAGAGAACUCACACUGGUAAGUGA
Hydatigera taeniaeformis is the source of this 555-nucleotide messenger RNA. NCBI's taxonomy places the organism in Eukaryota, Metazoa, Platyhelminthes, Cestoda, Cyclophyllidea, Taeniidae. The record is from the annotation of a GenBank genome assembly.